Molecule: messenger RNA, 1615 nt
Organism: Rhipicephalus microplus (southern cattle tick)
Lineage: Eukaryota; Metazoa; Arthropoda; Arachnida; Ixodida; Ixodidae
Product: 2-aminomuconic semialdehyde dehydrogenase
Molecular function (GO): oxidoreductase activity, acting on the aldehyde or oxo group of donors, NAD or NADP as acceptor
Source: RefSeq, a predicted model, not a curated record
CGCGUAAAAUUGGUCCGCAGAUAAGAUUACGGCUGGGGGACCGACGAAGCAAUACCGUAGCGAUCCCUGCUUUUCUCGCCACCACGGGAGCAGGACUGCCGGUCCUCAGGAUGCUUAUUCUGGAGAACUUCAUCAACGGCAAGUUCGAGUCAGCGGCGGAGACCAUCGACAAUGUGGACCCGUCCACGGGAGUCGUCUACUCGCGCCUGCCCAACAGCGGAUCGCGCGAGGUCGACAAGGCAGUGCACGCUGCCACGCAGGCCUUUCCCACGUGGUCGACCAAGUCUCCGGCAGAGCGCUCCAAGUUCCUCAACCGCAUCGCCGACCUGAUCGAGAGCCGAAUGGACGAGUUUGCGCAGGCCGAGUCCCGAGACCAAGGCAAACCCAUUUGGCUGGCGCGAACCGUGGACAUCCCUCGUGCGGUGCACAACUUCCGACACUUCGCCACCACUGUCCAGUGCGACCGGGAGAUGGCGAUUCCCCAGGAGACGUCCAACCUGCUUCACUACACGGUCCGCUCUUCUGUGGGCGUGGUAGUGGUGAUCACGCCGUGGAACCUGCCGCUGUACCUGCUCACUUUCAAGCUGGCGCCAGCCAUGGUGUACGGGAACACGGUGGUGGCCAAGCCGAGCGAGCUGACCUCCGUCACCGCGUGGAUGCUCGCCAAGGUGUUUGUGGACGCCGGUCUUCCUGCAGGCGUGGUGAAUUUCGUCUUCGGCUACGGACAGAUCGUUGGCGAUGCCCUUGUGCGCCACCCAAACACUAAGGCCAUCUCAUUCACUGGCAGCACCAAGACGGGCACCACCAUCGCUCAAAUGGCAGCACCAUACGCUAAGAAGCUCUCACUGGAGAUGGGUGGCAAGAAUGCGGCCGUCGUGUUUGAGGACGCUGAUCUCAAGAAGUGCAUCGCCACGCUUAUAAAGGCCAGUUUUCUGAACCAAGGCGAGGUAUGUCUCUGCACGAGCCGCAUUUACGUCCACAAGAAAAUCUACCAGAAGUUCACCGACAUGUUUGUCCAGGAAGCAAGGAAGCUGAAAGUUGGUCCGCCGCAGAACGAGUCCGUUUUCAUGGGUGCGCUGGUCAGCAAGGAGCAUCUGGACAAAGUCAAAUUCUACAUCAAGCUCGCUAUGGAGGAUGGUGGCAAGGUGCUCUGCGGAGGUCUCAGUGAAGAUCCAGAGUUUCCCAAGGAGAAUAAGAAUGGUUAUUUCUUGCUGCCCACCGUCAUCACUGACCUACCACAUGCCUCACGCUGUAUCCAAGAGGAGAUCUUCGGGCCGGUCACCUGCCUGACCCCAUUUGAGAGUGACCUCGAGGUAGUUGAGAAGGUGAAUGGUGUGCCAUAUGGACUUUGCGCCAGCAUCUGGUCCAAGGAUGUCUCCCGCAUACACAAGAUUGCUCAGCAACUUGAGGUUGGCACGAUAUGGUGCAACUGUUGGAUGGUGCGGCACCUGCACAUGCCAUUUGGAGGGAUGAAGAUGUCCGGCAUUGGACGUGAAGGCACGGAUGCUUCCAAGGAGUUCUACACAGAAGUCAGAACAGUCUGUCUGGAUUACAGCUGAAGCAUGGUGGCUGACUAAAAAUGUAGCCCAGCAAUAAAAAUUCAGGAUGGACAAGG